Messenger RNA from Suillus fuscotomentosus, 1092 nucleotides. RefSeq lists its product as uncharacterized. Bases 261 to 905 code for a protein of 214 amino acids. Lineage: Eukaryota; Fungi; Basidiomycota; Agaricomycetes; Boletales; Suillaceae. The transcript has a single exon. The record is from RefSeq and is a predicted model, not a curated record.
CACAAAACAUACUGGCAGGAAUGGGGACUGGCGCUGGCGGCGUCAUGUGAUAAGAUUGAGUUCGGUUGACAAGUCAUUGGAACAAAGUAUACUGAGUCGCGUUUGUUUUGCACGCAAACUCAUUUUGUCCAGUACUCAUAACCAUUCCGCCUACGUGCCUGCCGAGCAGAACCCCUUGCAAUGCUGAAUACCAUUUAUAAUAUUGGAAUUCUGAAUAAGCGGCGCAUGGUUGACAUGAGGUAUGGGUUACUUACUGUUCGAUGCAUGCCCACCGCAACACUGAGGAUCUGCUUUUCAAAAUGGUGCAGAGAUCAUUCCAGAAAGACAACAGAUACAGGAUCGGGCAGUCCUCAAGACGUCGCUAUAACCGUUGCAAUAUGUUUCGUUGGCUCCUAAACAUAUGUCUCGAAAACUUACCCGAACGCAAAUGGGACCAAGUCGUCAUGUUUUUAUUCCUCUGCUCUCUCUUCCCCUUCUUUCAUGCACUUCUCGGUAUAGGGGGAGAAGUCGAGCAACAUGCGAACCGCCCAGCGAAAGCAACUGGCGAGCCUCCAAACAACUCACAGGGGAAUGACACAGGCAAAGCCGCUCUCUUCAGAAACCAGCUGCUUGCGAGUGACGCAAAUCCGGGCUACCCAGUCGAGAAUUCUGAGCACAUCGCGCACCUCACACGCGCGCCCAUUGCAUUGGCACCACAAGAUGCAUUUCCUGAUCCGACCUCUCCAAUUACCCACUCAGACGUGGCCUCUUCAGUGCCUUCAACGUCCGCGUUCGCACAGACACCUGAACCUCGUGCUCCGGUCUGGUUUCAGGGAGACAAGUGGGAUGACAUGCCCGGGCCGUAUGACCCAUUCCAUCUUGAAUUCAACGGCAUGCCUUGGAGUACAUCGACAAAAGCAAUCUAGAUAGUCGCAGCACAAAGAACUCGGAGCAUCAGGCGAAAAGCAGAGGAAGUUCAGGAGGUGUCGAGAAAAUGUUGGCGGGUCCCAGAUAUCCAAGACACCAGACUCGAUCAGCGAGCGUGCACUUGUUUUGAUUAUUUCAUCUUCCACGUACUGUGUUGUAUUUAAGAUGUUCUUAAGAUGUUCUUCA